AUGGAACCACCACUUGAACUACCAACACAAAGAAAAAGAGUUAUCCCAUCAAAAUUUGGUAUCCUCAAAAGAAAUGCAGAAAUUGAAGCAGAAAAAAACAGAGAAAAUUUACAACAAUCUUCAUGUUUUAGUCAUAUAAAUGAAAUUGGUAAAGAAAUUGGUUUAGAAAUUUGGAAAAUUAUUGAUGAUUCAACAAUUCAAAAAGUUCCAAAAGUGAAUCAUUCAACUUUUGAAACUAAUAAAUCUUAUUUAUUAUUAAUGGGACAAUUUUAUGAUGGUAAUAUGAAUAUUAAAACUUAUAAUAUUCAUUUUUGGAUUGGUGAAUUAUUAAUAAAUUCACAAGAAACAAUUAAUUUUUGUAAUGAUAGAAUUGAAGAACUUGAAAGAAUUAUUAAAUAUAAUCAAAAACAAUUUGAUUCAGAACAAUUUUAUCCAGAACCAAUUCUUUAUAGAGAAUUUCAAGGUAAAGAAGGUGAUAUUUUUAUGUCAUACUUUAAAUCUUAUGGUGGUCCAAGAUAUGUUGCACCAUUGAAAUUAACAUCAGCAUCAGCAGCAAUUGCAACAGCAGCAAAACAAUAUAAAUUAUUCCACCUUAAGGGUAGACGUAAUAUUAGAGUUAAACAAGUUGAUAUUUCAUCAAAGUCAUUAAAUAGUGGCGAUGUUUUCGUAUUGGAUUGUGAGGAUUUCAUUUAUCAAUGGAAUGGAAGCGAAUCAAGUCGUUUAGAAAAAGGUAAAGGUUUAGAUCUUACCAUUAGAUUACGUGAUGAAAAAUCAGCAAAAGCAAAGAUUAUCGUUAUGGAUGAAAAUGAUACCGAUAAGGAUCAUCCAGAAUUUUGGAAGAGAUUAGGUGGUUGCAAAGAUGAUGUUCAAAAAGCUGAACAAGGUGGUGAUGAUUUCGCUUAUGAAAAGAAAUCGGUUGAACAAAUUAAAUUAUAUCAAGUUGAAAAUUUAAAUUAUGAAGUACAUCUUCAUCUAAUCGAUCCAAUUGGUGAUGUUUAUUCAACCACUCAAUUGAAUGCAGAGUUUUGUUAUAUUUUAGAUUGUGAAACCGAAUUAUACGUUUGGUUAGGUAAAGCAUCAGCAAAUGAUCAAAGAACAGUUGCAAUGGCAAAUGCAAUGGAUUUAUUACAUGAAGAUAAUAGACCAAGUUGGACACCAAUUAUAAAGAUGACUCAAGGCUCUGAGAAUACUCUCUUUAAAGAUAAAUUUAAAAAAGGUAGUUGGGGUGAAUAUGUUAAUGAUAACUUUGAAAAGAAACCAAUCACAGGUAAAGGUGUUGCUGCCAAAGCAGUUCAAGAGAAAAUCAAUGUAGAUGCUCUUCAUAAUCCUGAAAAAUAUCAACUUUCAAAGGAAGAAAGAAAAUCAACUAUUCCAACUCUUCAUCAUGUCGAUGAUAAACAUAGAGGUGAAUUAAAGAUUUGGCAUGUUAGAAAUCGUAAUAAAUUUGAAAUUUCUCAAUCUGAAUUUGGUUUAUUCUAUAAUCAAUCUUGUUAUUUAGUAUUGUUUACUUUAUUUGCUGCCGAUGGCUCAAAUAAUUCAAUAUUAUACUAUUGGCAAGGUAGAUUCAGUUCAAGUGAAGAUAAAGGUGCCGCUGCUCUUUUGGCUAAAGAUGUUGGUAAAGAAUUGCAUCGUUCUUGUAUUCAUGUCAGAACCGUUCAAAAUAAAGAACCAAACCACUUUUUAGAACAUUUCCAAGGUCGUAUGGUUGUUUUUAAAGGUUCAAGACCAAAUGCAACCACUGAAGUUUCAUUGGAAAAUUUAUCUUCAUCACUUCAAGGCUUAUAUCAUGUUAGAGGUACUGAGCCAAUUAAUAUUCAUUCAAUUCAAGUUGAAAAAGCAAUUUCAUCAUUGGAUUCAAAUGAUUCUUUCAUUUUAGUUAAUUUUAAAAAUACAAUUUCCUAUAUUUGGGUUGGUAAAUACUCUGAUGAAAAAGAAGCUGCCCUUCAAAUUUCUUCAAAUGUUUUCACUGGUUAUAAUUUCCAAUUGAUUGAUGAAGGUGAUGAAACUUCUGAAUUUUGGGAAUCUUUAGAAACAAACUCAUCCUUAUCACUCUUAAAAGAUUAUUACACUCAAUUGAGAACCGUUGAACAAGAGAAGAAAACUCGUUUAUUCCAAUGUUCAAAUAAUAGUGGUGUAUUCAAAGUAUUUGAAAUUCAUGAUUUCUCUCAAGAUGAUUUAGAUUCUGAUGAUGUAAUGAUCUUGGAUAAUCAAAAACAAAUUUUCGUUUGGGUUGGUAAAGAAAGUAGUGAUACUGAAAAAUUAAUGGCAAAUGAAACUGCUCUCGAGUAUAUUAUGAAUGCUCCAACUCAUAGAAGAGAUGAUCCAAUCUUUACCAUUCAAGAUGGUUUUGAACCACAUGAAUUCACUUUUAAUUUCCAUGCUUGGCAAGUUAAUAAAACUCAACAAGAUUCUUAUAAAUCAAAAUUAAGUGCUAUCCUUGGUUCAAACAAUAGUGGUCCAGCUUCUCCAAUUAUGUUACCUACUUCUGGUGUUACUUUAAAACCAACAACAGCAGCUACUCCAAAACCAAUAACUACACCAACAGUAACUACUCCUAAACCAAUAACUACACCGACAGUAGCUACUCUAAAAACAGUUACACCUGCUGUAACUUUAAAGCCAACAACUGUAACUACUCCAUCUAAAGUUGCUACCACUACAAAUACCUCUACUCCAUCACCAACUACAAUUACAACAUUCUAUCCAUUAUCAGUUUUAAAACAAAAAACUAAUUUACCAAAUGAUAUUGAUAAAAGUUGUCUUCACUUGUACCUUUCUGAUGAAGAAUUUUUAUCAACCUUUAAAAUGACAAAAGAAAUCUUCCAAAAAACUCCUGCUUGGAAAACUAAACAAUUACGUGUUGAUAAUGGAUUAUUUUAA
Dictyostelium discoideum AX4 is the source of this 2880-nucleotide messenger RNA. RefSeq lists its product as hypothetical. Gene Ontology annotation, cellular component: cytoskeleton. Gene Ontology annotation, biological process: cytoskeleton organization. Bases 1 to 2880 code for a protein of 959 amino acids. The record is from RefSeq and is a predicted model, not a curated record. Lineage: Eukaryota; Evosea; Eumycetozoa; Dictyosteliales; Dictyosteliaceae. The transcript is spliced from 2 exons. Gene Ontology annotation, molecular function: actin filament binding; actin binding.